AUGUCCGAUCAUCACCGAUCAUCGCCGGCCAGCAUGAUCACUCCUCAUUGUACAAAUCUCUAUCUAUCUCAUCACUAUUUCACCAAUCCCUAUUCCGCUUCGGCCUCUGUUCUCCUCAUGGCAUCUACUCUUCCAGCUCAUCACCGCACCCUUCUGCUCGAAGAUCGUAAGGACGGUUUCCACGUCAAAACGCGCCCGACACCUCAGCCCGGCCUCGGCAAUGCCAUCGUCCGUGUCCAUGCUGCCGGAGUUCUCUCUUACCACCGUGAAGUCUACAAUGGCGGGCGCGACUACCCUUUUCCUACACCUUUAAUAGGCGGUUGCAGCGCCAUUGGCCGUGUCGCCGCCGUAGGCCCCGACGCAACUGCUCUGAAGCCUGGACAGCUGGUUUGGAUCGACUGCGUCAUCCAUGGACGUGAUGAUCCGGAUGCGCUUUUCCUCACGGCCAUCCAUGAAGGCUACACCGAGGGCAGCAAGAAACUGAUUCGAGAUGUAUGGCGCGACGGAACCUUCGCCGAGUAUGCCAAACUGCCUCUAGAAAACUGCAUCGCACUCGAUGAGGCGCGAUUGUGUGGUAGCCUGGGCUACUCAAUCCAAGAUCUAGCGUAUACUUGCUGUCUGCUUGUCCCGUAUGGUGGGCUGCGGGAUAUCAAUCUUGAGCCGGGUGAAACCAUCGUUGUAUGCCCGGCUACUGGUGGGUUCGGUGGCGCAGGUGUUCUGGUUGCUAUUGCUAUGGGUGCGAGAGUGAUUGCCAUGGGCCGAAACGAAAAGGAGUUGGCAAGAUUGAAGGAGUAUGUGCUGAAGGGGUCACCAAACGCAAGCAUCGAGACGGUGAAGAUGACUGGAGACGAGAUGAAGGACGCGGCUUCCCUGAAAGCUUUCGGUACUAUCGAUGCCGUUUUGGAUUUUACACCACCGCAAGCGUCAAAGUCUGCGCACGUCAGGAGCGCUGUAUGGGCAUUGCGCCGUGGUGGACGCGUCAGUCUCAUGGGCUUCAAUGACAACCCUGUCGCCCCGAUUGUCACAGGCAGGAAUAUCACGCUGAAAGGAAAGUUGAUGUAUGAGCGACCGGACAUGGUACAGUUCGUUAAGAUGCUAGAAAGAGGCCUAUUUCCGCGGGGCAAGGACUUGGUGGAUACCAAGGCCUUCCAAUUGGAAGACUGGAAAGAAUGCCUUGAUGUAGGGGCGGACCAUACUGGCAUUGGCAGGCACGUGGUCUUCACUCCAUGA
Messenger RNA from Lachnellula hyalina, 1230 nucleotides. It is a transcript of the gene ADH1, whose product is annotated as alcohol dehydrogenase. Gene Ontology annotation, cellular component: mitochondrion. Bases 1 to 1230 code for a protein of 409 amino acids. Gene Ontology annotation, molecular function: oxidoreductase activity. The transcript has 2 exons. Lineage: Eukaryota; Fungi; Ascomycota; Leotiomycetes; Helotiales; Lachnaceae. The record is from RefSeq and is a predicted model, not a curated record.